AUGUGGGUGCUAUGCCACUUUGUGCUGACUCAACUAUGGGUGGAAGCAAGAAGGCUGUCUGCAGUGGCAUCGUCCAACCUCACCGUUGACGUCUAUGCUGGUGAGAUCAGCAGCAUCGUGCGAACUGGACAUGGCAUCAUCGACCGCAUGCUCUUCUCGGUCCCGAAGUUGGCACUGCUGCCGGGAAUACUGGUGAGUCAGCCGUGGCUUUUGCUGCUUGUUCUGCCUGGAAAUAUCGGCCUCGACUUUGUUAGAGCAAAAGCCAUGGCGCAUCUCACAGGCCGAAUUGAGAAGAUUGGCCGUGAACUCCAAGAGCUUGCUUCUAGACGCAGCAACAUGGAGUAG
Symbiodinium natans is the source of this 345-nucleotide messenger RNA. NCBI's taxonomy places the organism in Eukaryota, Dinophyceae, Suessiales, Symbiodiniaceae. The record is from the annotation of a GenBank genome assembly.